Messenger RNA from Lactuca virosa, 1121 nucleotides. The record is from the annotation of a GenBank genome assembly. NCBI's taxonomy places the organism in Eukaryota, Viridiplantae, Streptophyta, Magnoliopsida, Asterales, Asteraceae.
GGGAGUACAUAAACAAGGAGACUCGUAAUCAGCAGUUUAAAUACCCCUGAAAAUAUGCAGGCACGAGUCUUCGGGCUAUCGGUCCUCCCUCCCACCUCCAUUACAGCCUUGUCGACAUUCCCUACUUCUUUAAAUCUUUCUCUUUCCAACAAACGCCCAUUUCUGUGUAGGAGCAAGAAGCUAGAAGAUGAAGUCUUAGCUGGCCUCCCUAAAGAAUUCCAUGAUGAAGAAUGGCAAGCACGUCAGCGAGAGAAGACUAAAGAGUUGGAAAGAUUGCGCCAAGAGGAAGAUGAAGAAGAGGAAAGAAUAGUUGAUGAGUAUAGGGAAGUUGGAAUGCACUUGAAGAAUUUUCCUCAAGAAGAUGUUUUUAGGGCAAAGAAAUUGGUUUCCAGUUUCAUCAAAUCUGCUGAAGAGAUCGAAGAGAAAAUUGAGGAAGCUGCUGAGAAAGGUGAACUGAAUGAACUUGUUCUUCUGGUGAUCUGGACUCGUCUUGAUCUUGCUCGACGUGAUGAAGAAAAAGAUGCGAUAAGAAGUCUAGAUCUGUUAUACAGGCGUGUUGAGACAGAGAUCUUGAAGAGGCAAGCUACUCCAGCCAUGAGACUGCUGAAUGAUCUUUUAAUGAUACAUGAUGGAUAUGAUGAAGAAGGGUGGCUUAAAGCAUGUAAAAAACGCAUGAUCGAAACCUUCCCACGAGAAGAUCCCUUCAGUCUAUUGGUCCCCACAGGAUUUGAUCUUGAUAAGCACCAUGGUCCUCUGGUUAGAUCAGCAAUGGAGGCAGAUGAUCUUCUGUUACGUAUAGAUUUUAUACGCGAGGUGGACACGUUGCUUAAAGAAGUUAGGCCUGUGGAAAAAACCGGAGGAGGAUCAACACUUGAAGCUCUUGAUCCAGAAUCUGUUGCAAAGAGAUUAAAAGAACAAGAAAAGGGAAAGGUGAUUCGCCAAGUAGAGGCCCUUUUGGAUCUUGCCAUAAAAUUGACUUGGUAGAUUUAUAGCAGUAUAGCUUCGGAAGUAAUAGAUAAAACGAUCUUUCAAUUUUUUAUUUCCUUUUUUCAUUACAUGUUAGCCAGUUUUACACGUAUAUUUGUAGUAUCUAAUAUUAAGUCGUGAGUCGUGACAUCUCG